Neofelis nebulosa (Clouded leopard) is the source of this 891-nucleotide messenger RNA. RefSeq names its product proline-rich protein 2. The transcript has a single exon. Bases 1 to 891 code for a protein of 296 amino acids. NCBI's taxonomy places the organism in Eukaryota, Metazoa, Chordata, Mammalia, Carnivora, Felidae. The record is from RefSeq and is a predicted model, not a curated record.
AUGUCUGUGCUGUCUCUUCGCUGGCAUCCAGGACCCAGCACCCAGCACCCACAGGAGGACCCAGCACCUGGCACCCACAGGAGGGCCCAGCACCCGGCACUCAGCCCCUGGCACCCACAGGAGGACCCGGCACCCGGCACCGAGCCCCCGGCACCCAGCACCCGGCACCCACAGGAGGACACAACACCUGGCACCCAGUCCCCAGCACCCAGCACCCGGCACCCACAGGAGGACCCGGCACCCAGCCCCUGGCACCCACAGGAGGACCCAACACCUGGCACCCACAGGAGGACCCAGCACCUGGCACCCAGCCCCCAGCACCCAGCACCCGGCACCCACAGGAGGACGCGGCACCCAGCCCCCGGCACCCACAGGAGGACCCGGCACCUGGCACCCACAGGAGGACCCAGCACCCGACACCGAGCCCCCGGCACCCAGCACCCGGCACCCACAGGAGGACCCAACACCUGGCACCCACAGGGGGACCCAGUACCCAGCACCUGGCACCCAGCCCCCAGCACCCAGCACCCGGCACCCACAGGAGGACCCAACACCUGGCACCCACAGGAGGGCCCAGUACCCGGCACCCAGCCCCCGGCACCCACAGGAGGACCCGGCACCUGGCACCCACAGGAGGACCCAGCACCCAACACCGAGCCCCCGGCACCCAGCACCUGGCACCCACAGGAGGACCCAGCACCCGACACCCAGCCCCCGGCACCCAAAGGAGGACCCAACACCUGGCACCCACAGGAGGACCCAGCACCUGGCACCCAGCACCCAGCACAGGACCCGGGCAUCAUGGAGGUCCACACCCAGGCUCGCCGCAUUGCACACUACCACGGGAGGCGGGGGUUUGCACUUGCUUACAUGUACACCCCACGAAAUUAG